UUUCUCGGCACAAACGAAAAAGAGACCGAAUUACGGACAGAAUUCAAAAAAGAUGUCUGACAGGGGAAGACACCACCAGAGGAGUGAUGUGUAUACAGACUACAAGAGCAGGGACGGUUCACACGAGGGAGACCACUCUUCAUAUGAUAGCAGAGGCCGCAACCAAAAGCCAAGAGACUUGGAUGAGAGAGGCUCUGCUGGUGACAGGCGAGCCAAACAAUACAGACAGAGGGACAUGACAACUGCCUCUUCCAGGGAGACACCUGCUUACAAAGAUCACAACCAUGACCAUGAAGGACCCUCAAGACUGUCUGUGCCAGCUUAUGGAGCUGUUUGUGAAUCUGCUUAUCAUCAUCUGCGCUGGAGUGCCAUACAGCAACAAUGGGGGUUACCGUGAUCUGGCCAGCCUCGGCGGACUCUACUAUUAUCACUUUGGUGGAGCUAAUGCUUUCACUGGAGCUGAUGUAGACAGGGUGAAGGAGCUGGACCAGCUGUUCCAUCAGCUCAAGCGACCUCCGUACAUCUUCACCAUGGCCUGCGGUGGGGUUUUAAUGAUAUACGCCUGUGCCAUGCUUACUCUGGGGAUUUUCAGAGUCCCUUACCGCUGGCCCCCUGUGCUGCUGGGGGAGGCUCUGCUGAAUUUCCUGAUCGGCCUGGGCUACAUCCCUGCACUUGCCUUCUACUUCAUUAAGGUGCAAGAAACCUACAAUAAUCCAAUCUGUGAAGAGAGAGAACAAAUGUACAAGAGCAAAGGGCACAAGGGUUUUGACUGCCAGUUCCACGGUGCAGAUAUCGCAGGAGGUCUCUUUGGGGUGCUGGGGGUGUUUGUUUUCAUCUUUGGUGCAGUGUUAGCUGUCAGAGCUUUCAGGUCAGUGCAGGAGCUAAAGAAGCAAAGAACAAACGAGGACAGUCAUUUUUAAGAUGCCUUUUCUCUUCAACAUAUGGCAAAAGUGAGAUUUAGGAGAAGUCUCUGCCACCAGAAAACAUGGAUAGUUUUUUAUAAUUUUUUAUUAGGUGUAACUGUUUAUUAACUUUUGUUGAAUGUGAUUGGUGAAUCAGCUUUUUUAUACACUUUUUAUGAUUACACUUAUGAUUGUUUACAUUUGA
Seriola dumerili (greater amberjack) is the source of this 1107-nucleotide messenger RNA. RefSeq names its product MARVEL domain containing 3 (gene marveld3). Lineage: Eukaryota; Metazoa; Chordata; Actinopteri; Carangiformes; Carangidae. Gene Ontology annotation, cellular component: membrane. The record is from RefSeq and is a predicted model, not a curated record. The transcript has 3 exons. The coding region runs from base 285 to 920 and encodes 211 amino acids.